AUGAACUUGCUCUUCGUCAAAGCGCUUAUUCGCACUAUUGCCUUCAUCACGUGGACCUGUUUUAGUGCUUGGCUUUUCGUUCAAGUGGAGCACACUGAAAAUGAUUUUGUUGAUCAAAAGUAUCAGUUAUUGCGCUCUCUUUACAUUUCCAUGGUAUCUAAAUACAACAUGACCAUCGACGACUUCAACAACUUUUCCAAUAUUGCACACGAGGCAUUGUCCGCACCUGAUUUUCAGUGGACCUAUCUUCAUUCCUUUGACUUCGUUCUUCAAACGGUGACUACAAUAGGUGAGGACAGUCUACAUCAAAAACAUAAAUUAAAAUGCAAUGUUAAAUAACGCAAUUUAGCCAUUUUGAGUGUCAGCCUAAGGAUGACAAGUUUUAAUAAUACGAUCACAGGCUAGACUGCUAAGAGCCAUAUUUGAUCACCACCGUCGCAAACGCAGAAGGGUAUUGUCCAACGGAGCGUGCCCGAGCAUUUUGCCACUCGAUCGACUGGAAAGGGCCGGGCAACAGUUUUCGAAAGAAUCAUUCGCCAAUUUUUCAUUCGCCCUAUAAUUAUUUCCAGCAGCGAGUAUUCAGGAUUCGUGAUGACUAUUGUAAGCCAACAAGAGAGGCUUGAUGUAAAUCCAUUCUAAACUAGUAAUUUAGCAGUGUUUUUAUUUUUUUUACAAAAAUAACCACAAAAAUUAUUUUUGUUUGUGCUCCGUGAUAGCACAGAAUUGACCUGAAAAAAAGCGAUAUCCUCGUAACAUCGCCCCUUGAAGUGUCAGUGUUUUUAAUUUGUUUUCGUGGCCUAAUUUACAACCUGACUUCUUUAAUUUGGUGCCGAUACGUUUACUGAACGGCCUUGGCUAAAAUUGUUAGGAUUGAUCUUCUUGGUGGUAUUUCCGCUAACAAUGUUUUAAACAUCUUAACUUUCCUCUAUCAUAGGAUAUGGGUAUAUCACACCAAAAACAGAAGGAGGCAAGAUACUUUGCAUCUUUGUCGCUUUGGUUGGGAUUCCGAUCACAAUGCUGGCAUUAAAAACGGUUGGCGAGCUCAUUGUCUAUGGUGUUAACAAAGUUGUUAAGAAGUUUGAAACGAAAGUCCUCAAGAAGUCAGAAGUACGACAACUGCAAACUAAAACUGCAGUAAUCUUAUUUUUAUUAUUGGUGAUGUUAAUAAUGACUGCCUCCAUUCUUCUUGCAAGAACAGCGGGUUGGACCGUUACCGAAAGCGUUUACUGUUGGUUCAUAACUUAUACAACGAUCGGUUUUGGUGACUACGUUGCCAAAGACUUUCCUCAAAGUAUUCAGAUGUUGUCUAGCAAUGGCUCAAGAAGCCACCAGGGCCAAGAAAAACGCGUUUUUGAAGUAGAAGAAACUGCGCGAAUUUUGGGCUUAAUUUUAGCCUUGUUUUUUGGUAUACAAGGUCUAUGUUUAGUCUCAAGUGUAUUAAACUCCAUCAUGGCCGCUAUUGAGGAACUGAACCUCCGUCCUCGUUGUCUCAGAAGAAAAACUGAGGAUCGAACCAGUGACAACAACAACAGUUCUCCAGAGCAGUGUGACAGAGAAUUUAUUCAAGCGUUGUAG
Messenger RNA from Porites lobata, 1575 nucleotides. Lineage: Eukaryota; Metazoa; Cnidaria; Anthozoa; Scleractinia; Poritidae. The record is from the annotation of a GenBank genome assembly.